UUCAUUGUCACAUAGUCCAGUCAUGGCUACUCAUACUAACGAAGAACCGUUCCCUUUACACGGACUGCUUCCUAAAAAAGAGACCGGUGCCACAUCUUUUCUGACUAGGUUUCCCGAGUACGAUGGACGGGGCGUCCUUAUCGCUAUACUCGACACCGGGGUGGACCCGGGGGCCCCGGGCAUGCAGGUCACAACAGAGGGGAAACCCAAAAUUGUUGAUAUUAUUGACACAACUGGCAGUGGAGAUGUGAACAUGUCCACUGUGGUAGAGCCUAAGGAUGGCACUGUGACAGGGCUCUCCGGCCGGACGCUUAAGAUUCCAGCUACUUGGGUGAAUCCAUCUGGAAAGUAUCACAUUGGAGUGAAGAACGGUUAUGAGUUUUUCCCUAAAGCUCUCAAAGAGAGAAUACAGAAAGAGAGGAAGGAGAAACUGUGGGACCCAGCACACAGGGCAGCCCUGGCCGAAGCCAGUCGCAGAGCAGAGGAGUUUGACCAGGCUCAUCCCAACCCCUCACAGAUGGAGAAACUCCAUAAAGAGGAGCUACAGUGUCAAUCAGAGCUGCUUGGGACUCUGGAGAAGAAGUACGGUGACCCGGGACCGGUUUACGACUGUGUUCUGUGGCAUGACGGUGUCACCUGGAGAGCUGUAGUAGACACCUCAGAGAAUGGAGACUUGGCCUCCUGCACAGUGUUGAGCUCAUACAGGGAGAGACAAGAAUACGCCACCCUGGGAGACGCUGAGAUGCUCAACUACUCCAUCAACAUCUACGACGAAGGCAACACCCUCUGUAUCGUCACCAGCGGAGGCGCCCAUGGAACUCACGUAGCCAGCAUUGCGGCCGGACACUUCCCCGACGAGCCAGAGCGGAACGGCGUGGCCCCGGGCGCGCAGAUACUCGCACUGAAGAUCGGAGAUACCCGUCUCAGCACCAUGGAAACCGGCACGGGUCUGAUUCGAGCGAUGAUAGAAGUAAUCAAUUACAAGUGUGACCUUGUGAAUUAUAGCUAUGGAGAGGCUACUCAUUGGCCAAACUCAGGGAGGAUUUGUGAGGUGAUAACUGAAGCUGUGCAGAAACACAAUGUUCUGUUUGUGUCGAGUGCUGGAAAUAACGGACCAUGCCUAUCCACUGUAGGCUGUCCUGGUGGAACCACUAGCAGCGUGAUUGGUGUGGGGGCUUAUGUCACCCCAGACAUGAUGGUGGCGGAGUAUUCCCUGAGGGAGAAACUGCCCCCUAAUCAGUACACCUGGUCCUCCCGCGGGCCCAGCACAGACGGAGCACUGGGAGUCAGUAUCAGUGCCCCCGGCGGUGCCAUCGCCUCGGUGCCCAACUGGACGCUCCGCGGUACCCAGUUAAUGAACGGCACGUCCAUGUCAUCGCCAAACGCCUGCGGAGGCAUCGCCCUGGUCCUCUCAGGUCUGAAGCAGAACGGAGUGCGACCCACUGUCCCAGCGGUGCGGCGGGCUCUGGAGAACACAGCCUUGAAAGUGGAUGAUAUUGAGGUGUUUGCACAGGGGCAUGGCAUCAUUCAGGUGGAGAAGGCCUUUGACUACCUCAUGCAGCAUGCCUCUUUGCCCACUGGUACCCUAGGCUUCACGGUUACUGUGGGACCACAACGGGGCAUCUACCUCAGGGACCCUACUCACGUUUUGACCCCCUCAGAUCAUGUUGUGGGUGUGGAGCCCAUCUUCCCUGAGAACACAGAGAACUCAGUGCGCAUCUCCCUCCAGCUGCACCUGGCGCUGACUUGCAGUGCCUCCUGGGUACACUGCCCCUCCCACCUGGAGCUCAUGAAUCAGUGUCGCCACGUCAACGUCCGCGUGGACCCCCAGGGUCUGAAAGAGGGGCUACACUACACCGAGUUGUGUGGCUACGAUACGUCAGCGCCCAACGCUGGGCCUCUCUUCAGAGUACCAAUAACAGUUAUAAUCCCUUCAAAAGUUACUGAUACCCGCAACAAGGAGAUCUCCUUCACAGACGUUCACUUUAGACCAGGUCAAAUACGCCGCCACUUUAUCACAGUUCCUCAAGGAGCUUCCUGGGCGGAAAUCACACUAACUUCCCACUCGGGAGACGUGUCAUCCAAGUUUGUUCUUCACGCGGUACACCUGGUGAAGCAACGGGCAUACAGAGCUAAUGAGUUCUACAAAUUCUCCUCUCUGCUGGAGAAGGGUUCACUCACAGAGGCCUUUCCUGUGCUGCCUGGGCGGACGGUGGAGCUGUGCGUGGCGCGCUGGUGGGCCAGUCUGGGCGACGUGACCAUCGAUUACGCCAUUACCUUCCACGGGCUGACGACCUCACCUUCGCCGUUCCAUAUUCAUGCCUCAGAAGGCAUAUCCAGCUUUGAGGUGGCAUCUCCACUCAGAUAUGAAGAUGUUUCCCCCAGUAUCACCCUCAAGAACUGGGUUCAGCCCCUCAGGCCUCUAAGCGCUAAGACAAAAGCCCUCGGACACAGAGACGUUUUACCAAGCAAUCGACAGCUUUACGAGAUGGUCCUUACAUACAAUUUCCACCAGCCCAAAAGUGGAGAGGUGACUCCCAGUUGUCCUCUGUUGUGUGAGCUGUUGUAUGAGUCAGAGUUUGACAGUCAGCUUUGGCUCCUCUUCGACCAAAACAAGAGACUCAUGGGGUCAGGAGAUGCCUACCCUCACCAGUACUCGCUGAAGCUGGAGAAGGGUGACUACACGGUGCGGCUGCAGGUGCGUCAUGAGCAGCAGAGCGAGUUGGAGAAACUGAAGGACCUGCCCUUCAUCGUCUCCCAUCGUCUGUCCAACACCCUCAGCCUGGACGUGUACGAGACACACCGCAACGCCCUGCAGGCCAAGAAGAAGGUCAACUCCCUCACCCUCUCGCCCGGAGCCUCUCAGCCCUUCUAUGUCACAGCCCUCCCUGAUGACAAGAUCCCAAAAGGAGCAGGUCCUGGGUGCUACUUGACAGGUUCACUUGUCGUUCCCAAGAGCGAGUACGGCAAGAAAGCAGGCCAGGCCUCAGCAAAACGACAAGGAAAAUUUAAAAAGGAUGUCGUUCCAGUGGUCUACCAUCUGAUCCCUGCUCCCAACAAAAGCAAAAACGGAGGAAAGGAGAAGGAGAAAGACGCAGAAAAGGAGAAAGACGUGAAGGAGGAGUUCUCUGAAGCACUGAGAGACAUGAAGAUCCAGUGGAUGACUAAGUUGGACACAAACAGCUUGUACGAGGAGCUGAAGGAGAACUUUCCGUCUUACCUCCCUCUCCACGUCCAGAGGCUCCAUCAGCUGGAUUCAGAGAAGGAACGUCUGAAGCGCCUGGGAGACAUCGUGGCAGCAGCUGACGUCGUGAUCUCACACAUCGACCAGACGGCACUGGCGGUCUACCUCACCAUGAAGACUGAUCCCCGUCCAGACGCAGCCUCCAUUAAAAGUGACAUGGAGAAACAGAAGUCCUCCUUGCUGGAUGCUCUGUGUAGAAAAGGCUGUUCUCUGGCAGACCAGAUCAUGCAGCCUCAGGCCCAGGAGGGGGCGAGCGCCAGCGAGGUCGGCAGCUCUGACGACGACCCCCAGGGCGUGGCCCAAGCUCUCACUGACACCUUCUGGGAGGUGCAGAAAUGGGCGGAGCUAACAGACUCAAAGGUUUUAACAUUUUCCUACAAACAUGCAUUAGCAAAUAAAAUGUAUGGAAGAGCCUUGAAGUAUGCAUCUAAAAUCGUGGAAGACAAACCUAGCAAAGACAACUGGAAGAACUGCGUACAGUUGAUGAAGUCACUGGGUUGGACUCAUUGCGCCACUUAUACCGAGAACUGGAUGCCCAUCAUGUACCCAUCUGACUACACACCGUUCUGAACACAGAAUGCGUACUGUAUAGUUUUGUUUUUUGUUUUUUGUUUUUUUUUCCAACGCAGACACGAAUGCCAUUCAGAUACCGUUAAAGGACAGGGCAGACACCUGCUCUCAAUGCAGUAAGAUGUUUAAUAAUCAAAACAAGACUAAACUUGCCUUUUGAAACACAGUUUUCCUCUAUUAGGAUCACAUGCCUUCUCUAUGCGCAAUUUCGCAAAGCCACCAGGAAAAAAAAAAAAAAGACUACAACAUCAGCAGCAGUAUGUCAGAAGAAAUUUUCAUUUACAACACAACUGGUAUCAGUGACUUUCACCGGACCUUGAUGUGAUGACUGAAUACAUUUUUCAAAAACAUUACAAGUCUCAUUCAUUUCAGCAAUGAUGGACUCUGGUGCUCUGGCAUCAGUUUCCUUUCUUGACGGUUCCAGUGUUGAGUUGCGCCCACUUCCUGUCAUGUUUAAGUAUGCGUGCGCUUAAACUGUGAGGAUCAUGGUUAAAGCUCUGAGGACCUUGACCUAAACCACAUUUGAGUAAUUGCAGAUGGACCACAUUGAUACCCAGAUCAAAUUUCUGGCUCCCUCUAAUGGCUUGGAGUGCCAAUUGCAACUCUCCUCUGUUUUGUGUG
This is a messenger RNA of Chanos chanos (milkfish), 4435 nucleotides long. It is a transcript of the gene tpp2, whose product is annotated as tripeptidyl peptidase 2. Gene Ontology annotation, biological process: proteolysis. The record is from RefSeq and is a predicted model, not a curated record. The transcript has 29 exons. Gene Ontology annotation, molecular function: serine-type endopeptidase activity; tripeptidyl-peptidase activity. The coding region runs from base 23 to 3814 and encodes 1263 amino acids. Lineage: Eukaryota; Metazoa; Chordata; Actinopteri; Gonorynchiformes; Chanidae. Gene Ontology annotation, cellular component: cytosol.